AUGGAGUGGCAGGAAGAGGAGAGCAGUGAGGGAGCUCCGAGCCAGACCCGAGCCAAGAAACGGGCCACGCCUAAGGCAGCUGGCAGCAUGAUCGAGCUUACCCAGAGCCUGAAACGACUUCUGGAACAAGAUUUUAAUAAGCGAAUGGAAUCGAUGAAGGCGGAGCUCCAGCUCGAGUUCACCAAGCUCAGUGACCGCAUGGCCGAGGAGGUGACUAAGGCCACGGCCCAGAUGGCGCAAGAACUAUCGCAAGUCCGAGAGCAGCUUACCCAGGUUUGCGGCGAGCUGGAGCAGACCCGACUACAGCUGGAGACACUAAACAAGGCUGAGGUACCGCGAUCACCGGGUCGGACAUACGCAGACGCUGCCAGAAUGACACCCGUCAGCACAUCCAACCAAUCUUCAUCUACGGCCCGAUCGUGA
Messenger RNA from Fusarium falciforme, 423 nucleotides. RefSeq lists its product as hypothetical. The record is from RefSeq and is a predicted model, not a curated record. The coding region runs from base 1 to 423 and encodes 140 amino acids. The transcript is spliced from 2 exons. NCBI's taxonomy places the organism in Eukaryota, Fungi, Ascomycota, Sordariomycetes, Hypocreales, Nectriaceae.